Messenger RNA from Notolabrus celidotus (New Zealand spotty), 2337 nucleotides. RefSeq names its product family with sequence similarity 83 member D (gene sack1d). Bases 186 to 1853 code for a protein of 555 amino acids. NCBI's taxonomy places the organism in Eukaryota, Metazoa, Chordata, Actinopteri, Labriformes, Labridae. The transcript is spliced from 4 exons. The record is from RefSeq and is a predicted model, not a curated record. Gene Ontology annotation, cellular component: mitotic spindle pole; cytosol. Gene Ontology annotation, biological process: regulation of ERK1 and ERK2 cascade; regulation of TOR signaling; protein localization to mitotic spindle.
GUCUAUCUUAGCGAGUCCAGAGAUGCCUUUCUGGGUUGACAACUAUUCCACAGCCAAUACGGAUCCACGAGGGACAGGAACGGAGGGAAAAAACAAAAUACGAAUUUUCUUCCUGUAGGUCAAACGUUACCUGCCACCUGUGGUACAAUCUGUAAGAGGGGAAGUGGUGAACUACAUCUACAACUAUGGCUCUGUCGCAACUUCUAGAUGACUCCCCUCUCAGGUUAGGUCAGAAACUCACCGGGACCGGUGACCUAACCCUGCAGGAGGUCUACAACGAGAGACACCGGCUGGCUCUGGAAGAGUUGCUGUCGGGAGGUGUGGACAACUUUCUGGACUUUCUCGGGAAAGAGAGGAUCCCAAACUUUUUGUCAGACGAUGAGAUCAAGCGCAUCAGGGGCGCCGCCGUGCCCCCGCGGUGCGUGUCUUUCCACGGGGAUGACCAGGCUAUAGAGCAGUCGCUAAGCAGCUCCAUGGACUGCUCUUCCGUCACCUACUUCCCCGAAGUGUCGGACGUGGAGCCGCCGCUACUGGAGAUGGGCUGGCCCGCCUUCACCGCGGGCUCGUACCGGGGCGUCACGCGGGCCGUGGCGCACUUCCAACCCAGCUACGGGGAGUGCAUUUACAGCUGCAAGGAGGCUGUGAGGCGUAUGAUUAAAAGUGCCAGAGAGGUGAUUGCCAUAGUUACAGACUCCCUGACAGACCUGGAUAUAUUUAAGGAUCUUCAGGAGGCAUGCUCCAACCGCAGAGUCCCCGUCUACAUCCUGCUGGACCAGUCAUGUGCUCCUGCUUUCCUCAAGAUGUGCAGAAAUGUCGGCGUUCGCUUAGAUGAGCUACGGCAAAUGAAAAUGCGAACCAUAACUGGUACCAAUUAUUACAUGAGAUCGGGAGCGAGGAUUACCGGGGAAGUUCACGAGAGGUUUAUGCUGAUUGACGGAAACAGAGUGGCAACAGGUUCCUACAGGUUCAAUUGGACUGAUGGUAAACUAAACAGCAGCAACCUAAUUGAGCUUUCUGGUCAGAUAACCGAGAAAUUUGAUGAGGAGUUCCGCAUCCUCUACGCCCAAUCUCUGCCCUUAAACACACGAGGACCACCAAGCGUCCGAAACAGUGGCAUCUAUGAGCACCUCCUCAUCAAACACUCCGUCACCUCCUCUCCUCGCCUGGCCGGUGAGAGGCCAUUUAGUUUGACCAGCACACCCAGCUGCAAGCCCAAAACCUUAACCAUCCAGCCCCCACGUGAACCCUCUACACUGGAUCCCUGUAUGACAAAAGCAGUGCCUGAAACAUCCACCAUGGGUGAGGACUGGUUGGAGCAACAGCAUAUGCAGGAGGAGAUUCUGGCUGGUAGCACUGCUCUGCACCACCCUACUGAUGAGCUAGCAGAGAAAGUGCUGGUGACCCCCAACAUCAUCUCCUGCCAUGCUUUCACCCAGACCAGCCUUUCAGUGACAGACAGCGACACCCAGACUGACCAGGAGUCCUCACAUCACCUCAACAAUGUCAUCACACUGCCACAGACGGUUUCAAGCCAGGCCAUUCCUCCCUCUUUUGAGUCUGCGGGGCACGUCUCAGCAACCAAAGGAGCCGCAGAUGAAUCCUUAAAGGACUGCUUCCGUAAGCUGUCCAAAGAGCGCCAGCACCACUUCUCCACCAUCCGCUCCAAGCUGGAGCACAUGGUGUCCGGCCUGUCUCAGAGGAGAGAACUAGCAGACCUCACCAACAUGACUCAGGGGGCUGGUGCUCUCAGCAGGCAGAGGGUACACAAAGACUGUGGGCAGGAACCAAACCCCAGACUGCUUGUUGAAAGUGCAGGCAUGGGCACAUGGCCAAGAGCCAGAUGUGCACACUAGUUUGUCCUCAGGGAUUUUGGUGAUGGAGAGUAGUGGGGGAAGAGCUAUGGCAAGGUUUCUUGUGGAUCCUCUGUUUUGAAUAAGUGGUUUUGGCUUAUGCAGUAGAAUUCCAAAAUUCCACUAUUUGUCUUCUUUUCCGCAGUGCCUGCUUUUGUCCUUUUCAUGCUGUGUCAUGUCCUUGUCAGAGCAAUUUUCUUUAUGUUAUGGUAACACAGAAUUCUUUAUGACAUUAAGAACUCCUGGAAACUAUUAUUUUAACCAAAGAUACUGUAAUAAUCCUUUUAUGACCUUGUCAGUUUCAUGAGUAUGAAUCACUGAGAUGAGUAUGACUGUAUAAAAUCUGCUGUAGUGCGUGUGAAAAUGCACCAAGGUGCUGUUUUUGUCUAAAUCACAUUUGGCUGCAUCAACUGCAUCUGAUCAACAUUCCAGAGAGAAGCUGGCUCUCAUUGUGCUUUGCUAAUAAACAAAGUACUAUUUUGCUGGA